UCCUCUCACCAAUGUGAAGAAUAUCAACAAGCUGAAUGAGCUAGAAGCCCAGUAUGGUGUAUCCAGUACUGCUUCGUGGCAUCAGCAGUACAAGGACAGUGCGUAUAUCUUUAUUGGAGGAAUGCCCUUCGAGUUGACGGAGGGAGAUGUCCUGUGUGUAUUUUCACAGUAUGGAGAGAUUGUGAACAUCAACCUGGUGCGGGAUAAAAAAACAGGGAAGUCCAAGGGAUAUUGCUUCAUUGCCUAUGAGGAUCAACGGAGCACCAUUCUAGCAGUGGAUAAUUUCAAUGGUAUUAAGCUGAAGGGAAGGACAUUGAGGGUAGAUCAUGUGUCAGAGUAUCGCAAGCCCAAGGAUGACGAGGAGUUGGAUGAUGCAACUAAGAAGCUGAGAGAAGAGGGAUGCGCUCCAAAGACACCUCCAACAUCUGAUGAAGAGGAAUUAGUUCUACCAAUGAAAGGAAAUGAGAGACCAGCAAAGAAGAAGAAAUCAAAGAAAGAAAAGAAGGAGAAAAAAAAGAAGAGGGCACCCGAUAGCGACGACAGCGAGUCAACCUCUGAUGUGAAAAUCAAGAAGGAAAAAGAUGAGGACUAUAGAAAAAAGAAAGAAAAGACAAAGCGGGGAGAUGAUAGGAGGAUAGUGGAUGGUUCUGAACAUAAAGGAAGAGGGGAGAGCAUGAGGAGAUACGACGAUAACGAAGCUAGGAGUUCAUACCAUUCUACAAGAUACGAGGAUGAUGAAACCAAAGUUAAGAGAAGAGAAGGCGAACAGAAGGAUCGGAAUGGUCGUUUGGAUAGGGAACGAGAGGAAAAACCAAGGAUGGAUAAAAGAGAAAGGGAAAGAGAAAGGAGGGAUUUGGAUGGAGAGAGGGAAAGUGAAAGAAGGAGAGAUAGAGAGGAACGGAGGAAUGAUAGAAGCGGAGAGAGAGAAGACAAAAGAGAUAGGAGGGAUAGAGAUAGAGAAAGGCAACGAGACAGCAGAGAUAGGGAUGGGGAAAGAGAAAGAGAUAGGAGGGAUAGAGACAGGGACAGGUACAGAUGAUUAUGAUAAAUGUGAAAUGAAACAGACUUUCUUGCUGGACCUCUGUGGUAUAGUGGUUCCUUUGGUUGGUCCUCAUUUGAGAGAUUGAGGGUUCAAAUAUCUGCCCAAUGUGAUUGUCCUUAUAUACUACAUUUUACAGUUUCUUUUGACCCAGGAAUGUAAUAGAUACCUGUCAGGAUUAAUCUUGAAAUGCAAUUGGUAUAGUGGUUCAUUCACUUGACUCUCAAUCUAAGGUUGAGGGUUCGAAUCCCAGCCUAGCACCAACGUCCUAAGGCAAGACAUUAAUCCAUAUCUGCCACUCUCCACCCAGGUGUUAAAUGGGUACCUGGUAGGAUACGAAAGUUGUUGUAGUUAACUCUGCAUUGUGAGCAUCUGUAAGCUGGUGCCUGGCUCUUAUGCUCCCCAGGGAGUGGAGAAUGUGUAUACAUUGUGUGUGGAUAAGCCUAAAUUCGAUGGCGAGGCUAAUGAUAUGUACUUCUAUAUGUAAAGCCCUUUGAUAGAGACUAUAUUGAUGCUAUAUGAACCUAGAAUAUUUUUAUUAUUUUCAGGUCGUUUGUUGACAUGAUACAUGUGCUUAACCAAAAAUAGAGUCAUUAUUCUUGUCAACAUUUUAUUUUAUUGAGCAAGACUGAUCCGAUAGGAGGGUUGAAGAUGAAUUUCGAGUGGAGAUGUCUGAAUUUGUAAUGCUGUGAAAGAGAAAGGAAAAUCAGCGAGAAGACACAGAAGAAGAAAAGGCAAAGAUGACCAACCGUAACGAAGAUGGAAAGAUUUUGAUUUGGAAAAAGAAGCCAAGUAGAGGUUUUAAACGUUCCAUAUAGUGUAAAUCUAUAUAAAAUUGCAUGGCCAUGAUGAGCAAGAUGUCAGAGGAUAUUGCACAAGCUAAUGAGCAUUUUCUCAAGAUUGCUCAACGAGUGAAAUAUUUUAGAGAGGAGAGUGCGAUAUAUUUUCCCAAGUCACACAAAAGUAAAGCCAUUCAGUUUUCAUCAAAAUUAAAAUUAGGUGAAA
Strongylocentrotus purpuratus (purple sea urchin) is the source of this 2044-nucleotide messenger RNA. Its product is annotated as RNA-binding motif protein, X-linked 2-like. Gene Ontology annotation, cellular component: catalytic step 2 spliceosome; precatalytic spliceosome; U2 snRNP. Gene Ontology annotation, molecular function: RNA binding. Lineage: Eukaryota; Metazoa; Echinodermata; Echinoidea; Camarodonta; Strongylocentrotidae. The record is from RefSeq and is a predicted model, not a curated record. Gene Ontology annotation, biological process: mRNA splicing, via spliceosome.